Moneuplotes crassus is the source of this 1557-nucleotide messenger RNA. NCBI's taxonomy places the organism in Eukaryota, Ciliophora, Spirotrichea, Euplotida, Euplotidae. The record is from the annotation of a GenBank genome assembly.
UUCCAGAUCUUCUUCCACGUUGUUUUUACAUGAUUAGGCCCACUGAUGUUAUUCUUAACUGUCUCUUCCUGGUCGGUUCAGAACCUAAGGAUAUUUUGUUGAAAAUUAUACCAAAUAAUUGGAAGUUAAAGUCAUUAGUAAAUAUCAUAGAUACAGACUCUGAGAAGUGUCGUUCUGGAUAUUAAAACCUCAUCAAUAGAGAGGUUGACACAAUAGCUGGCUGAAACUAAUUUGGAAUUAAAGACCAAGGAGACAAAGUGCACAUUGGAGGAUGCAAUGUAGACCAAACUACAGCUGGAUAUCAGAGCAUUUUCCCGAUGGUUUUCCUAAAAUCACUAAAUUUUAUACCAAAACUAUCUGACUUCUUAGGUCUAGCCAAAUUUAUAUUUAUCUUGAAAGACCAGUAAUCAUUGACAAUGAAUACAUUCGUUCUCAAGGCAAGAGAGUGUGAGGAACUGGAGAUAUAAACACCUUAUUAUGCAUCCUUAAUAGCAGUAGUUGUCAUAUAAAUGGCAUAUACACCAUCUACAACAACACUACAUAUAAUGAUGAAUAUACCACAGCCCCUCUUCCUCCAGAUUACUUACUUAUUCUUACAAGGGAUGAAACUUUUCUUCUCAUAGUUAGAUUUUGACUUACAGAAGGGAGAGUAUGCUCAACUCAAAAGUACUCAAAACAUGUCGGACAAGACAUCUCUACCCUCUCAUGGAUUAUGGAAAAUGCUUUAGAAGUUUGAGGUAUAAUCCAGUUGAUCCAAGGUAUAAGAGCAUUGGAAAGGCUCAAGAGCAAGAGCUUUGUGGAUAUAAUGAGGUUUAAAGGCCUUAUCUUCUCUCCAGACUACCCUAUGGAAGGCACAAAGAAAUUCAAUUGGAACCUGUAUAUCAACUCUUACUUCUAUUGGAGAAGUUCUUUUGAAGAGAAAAAAGAAGCAAGCAGAGUUUCCUUUCUUAAAAUAUUGGAAAGAAUCAUCAGGGUCAAGAACCAAAACGAUUACAUUCUGGAAAUCACUAUUGUACAUGCAUUUUGAAUUAGCAUGAUCCUGCAAUACUUCUUUUGAUAUUUUAUGGCUGCUAUUUUUAGGAAUUGGAGGAAGAUCAAUCUGACUGAUAGAGCUGUAUUUCAUAUGGUUGCCUACCCGCUCAAAGUUAUUUUUGUUUUUCUACUAAUUUACUUAUCGGCUCACUGUUACAGAAUGAUUAAUGAUUUCGAAGACAAAGUUGUAUCAAUUCUAACCUCAGAAUGAAGCCCUGACUUCACAUCACAAGCUUUCUUCGCUUACCAAGAACACCUCAAGAAGUUCUCCUCUUUCCCAGUCACUAUUCUAACCCUGUCAUCUCUCAGCUUAGCCUGUGAUCUGUUCCAUUUACAGUCAUUUCCACACAAAAUAAAUUUUAGCUUUUAAACCUCUAAAUAAUAUUUUGUUCUUUAAAAAAUAAAAAUUGUUUACAAAUUGUCGGAUUUUGGUUGAGAAUAAAGGAAGAAGAAACAGUUUAUUGUGAGAGCUGAAUGUGAGACAAGUGCUGAGGGAUUAUAUGUCAGACUUUUUGGAAAUUAUGU